CUCUAAUUCUCUUAGCGAGUCCGGACCGGCCACCUCCAACUCGGAAGGGCUUCGGCGGCUGGGGCGGCGAGGCACGCAGGCGGCGGGCGGGAUGAGCGCGGCGUGUCGCGGAGCGGUGCGGACGCUGCGGGUUCCCGGCUGCCACGGCUAUGCAGCCGAGUUUUCCCCGUACUUGCCGGGCCGCCUGGCCUGCGCCACCGCGCAGCACUACGGCAUCGCGGGCUGUGGAACCCUGCUAAUACUGGAUCAAAAUGAAUCUGGGCUUAGGCUUUUUAGAAGCUUUGACUGGAACGAUGGUUUGUUUGACGUGACCUGGAGUGAGAAUAAUGAGCAUAUACUGGUCACCUGUAGUGGUGAUGGCUCGUUACAGCUCUGGGACACCGCCAGAGCCACAGGGCCACUGCAGGUCUACAAGGAACACACUCAGGAGGUGUACAGUGUUGAUUGGAGUCAAACCAGAUGUGAACAGCUUGUGGUGUCUGGCUCAUGGGAUCAAACUAUCAAACUGUGGGAUCCAACUGUUGGAAAGUCUCUGUGCACCUUUAGAGGCCAUGAAAGUGUCAUUUAUAGCACGAUCUGGUCGCCCCACAUCCCUGGUUGCUUUGCUUCAGCCUCAGGUGAUCAGACUUUGAGAAUUUGGGAUGUGAAGACAACAGGAGUCAGAACUGUGGUUCCAGCACAUCAGGCAGAAAUUCUGAGUUGUGACUGGUGUAAAUACAAUGAGAAUUUGCUGGUGACAGGGGCAGUUGAUUGUAGUUUGAGAGGCUGGGACUUGAGGAAUGUACGACAACCAGUAUUUGAACUUCUUGGUCACACCUAUGCUAUUAGGAGAGUGAAAUUUUCACCAUUUCAUGCUUCCGUGUUGGCCUCUUGCUCCUAUGAUUUUACUGUAAGAUUCUGGAACUUUUCAAAGCCUGACCCUCUUCUUGAAACAGUGGAACAUCAUACAGAAUUUACUUGCGGUUUAGAUUUAAGUCUUCAGAGUCCUACUCAGGUGGCUGACUGUGCUUGGGAUGAAACAAUAAAGAUAUAUGAUCCUCUUUGUCUUACCAUGCCUGCUUGAGAUAAACUACUGUACUCAGAAACAAUGGAUAUCACUGAAGAACUGCUUAGCAGGAAAUAAAUGAUUGAUAACAUAGAGUUUAUGUUUUUAUAUACUAUUCAGAUUUCAAAAUUUAAAAAUUUAUUCUGGAAUCAGUUUUGAGGAAGCUGAUAAAGACUUUGGCUCACUAUUUAAGCCUGGUACAUAAGCCAUAUUUCUUAAAAUCCUAAGGAAUAUAGAAGUUAUGAUAUAUCUUGUAGUAUCUAUUAAAAUAUAACCUUUCUAGUAUAAAAUGGAUUAAAAUAUGAGAGAUCUAUAGAUUAUAUUGAUAGUGAUAUAUUUCAUUUUUAAUUUGUCAUUUUUGAUGAAAAUAUAAUCACUACUGUUGAUAAAAAUCACAAUAAACUGCAUCUCUUGAUCAUUUAUGAUUUUAUGACACCCCUAACAAGGUUACUUUUUCGAAUAUAGUAUAUAUAUAUAUAACACUAUAUAAUAUAGAUAUAUCUAUGGUUCAGUAACAGGGCUCUAAUAAUCACUGAUUUAUUCAGCAGUUAUUUAUUGAGCAUCUACUGUGUGCUUGAUACACAGAAUGAAUGAGAUUCUUUCAAGGACUGGUGUCUGUCAUGCUUUAAGAACAUGGAUGCAGAGAGUUAAGAGCUUACGUGUAUUUUACAUUUAUUCAUAUAUUUUUAGAUGUUAUACCCAUGACCCUAUGUCUCUCUUCCUAUCUCUCUACAAUCAAAUUUUUAAAAAACUGGUCACUGGGCAAAAAGUCUUAGGUCCCACCAAGGUUUCAAGCAAUUACCCUUGAAACUAAGUAAUGAAAGCCCUAAGUAAUGCUGUAAACCCUCCUUACUACCUCCCUGAGUCUUGAAAAACCUUUAGGUGUGAUGACCUAUAAAAAAUAAGGUUAAAAGGGAAAAAUUAGUAGAAUAGACAACUUUGCAUAUAACUUAUGUUUUUGUAUAAUAUUAAAAUAAAAUGUGUUAUAAAUAGCAAAAAUUGUCAUUAAAUUUUUAACAAGUUUUUGAGACUUUUUUAAAGAGCAAAAUAUACUUGUAGUAAUCAGAACAAAAAUAAAUGUAAAUAUAUGUAUAUUGUCUAAUUUACAUAUUUCCCUGUUUACUUGUUACAGAAAAAAAAUUAAGACAGCUCACAAAACACAAAAACAAGACCACAAGAACAAAAGGAGACAUAAAGUGGAGCCAGGAGUGGGCUUGAAAAUAUAUGCCUUAAAGUCCUAGAAAGUUGCUACUGGCAGCAUAAAUGGGAAGUCUGGUCAAGUACACAAUGCUGCCCAAGGCCUGAGGGCAAGGACUUCGUCCUAGUCCCUGGCUUGGCCCUAGCAUCAUGCCUGGUACAUAGAAAGUGCUCAGUGAAUCUUUGUCAAAUGAAUGAAUGGUCUCACAGAAAUUAUAACUCUUUUCAGUUCUUAGAGCAAUCAAUGCUAAUUGUUUUUGAGAGGCCCGCAUAGAGAGGACACUGCUUCUCAUGAAUGUCUUGUAAGGAACAAGGUGCUCAAACACAUUCUUCGAUGUGUCACGAUGAUUAGGUUGGUUCAUAGAGCUGCUUUGUGUUGCAUGCAGUUCAAUAAAAGUGGGUUCACAGUGAAUGUUCUCUGUAUCGGCAGGAUUUAUAAUAGACCUUUUAAAAUACCUAACCCAGAUCAU
Molecule: messenger RNA, 2712 nt
Organism: Kogia breviceps (pygmy sperm whale)
Lineage: Eukaryota; Metazoa; Chordata; Mammalia; Artiodactyla; Physeteridae
Gene: PEX7
Product: peroxisomal biogenesis factor 7
Biological process (GO): protein import into peroxisome matrix
Cellular component (GO): peroxisomal matrix; cytosol
Molecular function (GO): protein binding
Source: RefSeq, a predicted model, not a curated record